Notothenia coriiceps (black rockcod) is the source of this 782-nucleotide messenger RNA. Its product is annotated as casein kinase II subunit alpha-like. The transcript has 3 exons. Gene Ontology annotation, molecular function: protein serine/threonine kinase activity; ATP binding. NCBI's taxonomy places the organism in Eukaryota, Metazoa, Chordata, Actinopteri, Perciformes, Nototheniidae. Bases 417 to 782 code for a protein of 121 amino acids. The record is from RefSeq and is a predicted model, not a curated record. Gene Ontology annotation, cellular component: nucleus; protein kinase CK2 complex; cytosol. Gene Ontology annotation, biological process: peptidyl-serine phosphorylation; peptidyl-threonine phosphorylation; regulation of cell cycle.
AUCACCUGACUACAGCAUAUAACAUACCUGCUGCAACCCUAUUGAAACCCAAGAAAAUCAGAUGACAAGUAAAAUGAUUUAUUGUUUGUGUAUUUAUGGCCGUCAUGCACUGGUGUUAUUAUUUGUGGAUUCUCUGUUGAGACACUGCUGACACCUUUAUCUGUCAAAUAGAAACAUUUGAAUGUUCUAAUCCAUCAUUUCCUCUCUCACCCUCGUUUUCAGCUAUCCCACCGUGCCCCUGGUGGCCCCUUCCCCCGUCCUCAGGCAAAGCCCCCCCCAAACCCUUUGCCCUGUAGGGAUCAACCCCUUCACCCCCUACUUUCCCUCCUCUUCCUCCCUCCCACCCAUCCUCCCUGUACUCCAACAGUCUUCCGCUGCAGUGAGAGUUCUCGACCAUCUCUGCCAAGCUGUCGGACAUGUCAGGACCCGUGCCGAGCCGGGCCCGAGUGUACACCGAGGUCAACACUCACCGGCCAAGGGAGUACUGGGACUAUGAGUCCCAUGUGGUGGAAUGGGGGAAUCAGGAUGACUUUCAAUUGGUGCGUAAGCUCGGACGUGGCAAGUACAGCGAAGUCUUUGAAGCAAUCAACAUCACCAACAAUGAGAAGGUGGUGGUGAAGAUACUCAAGCCUGUGAAGAAAAAGAAAAUCAAGCGUGAGAUCAAGAUUUUGGAGAACCUACGUGGAGGUCCUAACAUCAUCUCCCUCAUUGAUAUUGUGAAAGACCCUGUAGUAAGUAACGCUUCACACUUUGGUCAUAACUGCAGCAAAGGCCAUAUUUAA